This is a messenger RNA of Stylophora pistillata, 2049 nucleotides long. RefSeq lists its product as uncharacterized. Gene Ontology annotation, biological process: proteolysis; protein desumoylation. Gene Ontology annotation, cellular component: nucleus. Gene Ontology annotation, molecular function: deSUMOylase activity. The record is from RefSeq and is a predicted model, not a curated record. NCBI's taxonomy places the organism in Eukaryota, Metazoa, Cnidaria, Anthozoa, Scleractinia, Pocilloporidae.
AUGGCUGAGCAGCGAUUUUAUCUUCCGAUAUUACCAUUCUCGGGUAUUGAAACAGCCUCUCAAAGUCUGCCGCCCUACCAAGUCCCAGAGUUCUGGCCUUUGGUAUGUGUUCUUAGAGAGGUGAUGUACAGAUUCAAGUCCCGCUUACCAGAAAACUACGACCUGCCUCAGGUAGGGAAAGACAGAGCGCUGGACAAACAGAUGGAAUUAUUCAUUAAAACGAAAUGGGGGGAUAAAAACAUGAAGAAAGUGCAGCAAAUUGCGCGUCUUAGCAGACGUUGUUUCACUGAAGUACAAAAAAUAGCCCAAAAUCCCGCAAGGUAUAGCAGAAGCGAAAGGAUUACUUCCUAUACCUUUAAGUUCUUGAAGGCAUCGACGUCGGAGGAGGAGGCGUACGAUGUGUUGAAAAAGGUAGCUGAUGGAGAGAAAGUUAUUGCCGAUCUUAACAAGCUAAGCAGAGUUUCCAAGACUGAGAAAACGAAUCAAGGGCUUGUUGAAGUUGAGGAAGAUCUGGAGCCAUCGACCAGAAAACAAUCUAGUGAGGAAGGUGUCGAAGAACUACAUUAUGAGCCUGCAGAUUUGCGUUCCGAAGUAAGACGACUCCAAAUGAAUCUCAAUGACGAGAAAAAAACAACUCGCGAACUUCGUAAAACGCUGCAGUCGGUUUUGCAAGAAAACGAAAGAUUGAAAAAUAAGAUGACCGACCUUGUGAGCGACAAAGAUGAACUCAGAAAAUCUUUCGAAAAGGUGAUACUUAAACUUCGAACUGAGGUGGCGUCUCUCAAGAAACCUAUGACGAUGGAAGACCUCCCAGAAUACAUAGCUGAGCAAGAGCCGGUUAGAAGGGCACAAAAAAGCCCAGGAGAUAUCCAGGUUUCUAUAGUUAAGCCAAGCAAACCUUUGCGCUCUUUUAAAGAAGACAGACAGGAAAACAGCUUAAAAAUAGCGGUGAAGGUUAACGGAAAAGAAGAAAAUCUUUUGCUGGAGCAUGUGCAGUCUGCUAAAGACAACGUGGGCUGGCGAAAAGUGCUCUUAAAUGAAAAAAAUGAACAGCUAAACCAUGAGGUUGCAGAUGCAGAUCUCGAUUUCUACGAAAAGAGAGAGAACCUUGAGCCCCCAGAAAAACGUGUUAAGCAGGAAGACAGCCUUGAGAAGUCAGAGUGGGUUGCCGUGUUCUAUCCCCACAAAUUCUAUGUGGGCCGCAUUGUAGAAAUAACUAAAGACGACGGUCCCUUAAUUCAGUUUCUCGACCUGAGACCUGGAGAAAGAUUUGUCCUUCGAUCAGACACCGAAAUUGUGUCAGAAAAAUGGAUUUUCUGUCGCAAAAUAGAAGUAUCUCUCAUCGGCAAACGACAAUAUUCUGUAGCAAAUAAGGCCACUAUACAGUCAUUGUAUGACGCUUUUAAGAAGAGGCAUACUCUUAAAGAAAAGGUGCAUUCUGCAUGGGACUUGACUAAAGUCAAGGACAUUAGUAACUCUAUUGCAGAAGUCGCGGGAGUUAAAAUCAGCUUUGCCGAUUUUAAAACGAUCGAUCCACGCGAAAGUGUAGAUGCGGACAGAAUGCGUCGGGGAUGGCUCAACGAUCAAGUGAUAAAUGCGUCAUUCCAAAUCAUACAAGCUGACGCACUGAGAGAGGGCAAACGAGUUUUCUGCACGGACACGUAUUUGUACGAAAAACUUGAGUCUUUGAAAGGUGCUGCGUCUUGCGAGUCAAACGUCGCAAAUCUUAGGAAGUGGAUAAAAAAAGAUAAAUUACAAAAGAGUGAUUUGGUACUUGUACCAAUUCAUAAGAAUGGAAAUCACUGGGUACUUGGGGUCAUCAAUAUGAGAGCGAAAAAGAUCCAUUAUUACGACAGCAAAAACGAUGACCCUAUGCCUUUCUUCUUCCGAAAAAUGAGGUAUCUUUUGUCACUGCAUGGGGAUGAUGUUCGCGGAUGGAGCAACACGCACUCGAAAUCUCCACACCAAGUCGACUCUGCAAGUUGUGGAGUGUUCAUCAUAGAGAUUGCCAAACGUGUGGUUGAAAAUAGAACACUGGAUUUUACACAA